CUCAUUCCAAACAAAUCUGUCCUUUCUUCUUCAAUUCAUUCUCUUCACUUUAGAGAAAAAUAACAAAAAAAUGGAAGCUACAUCAAACCCAAAAAAACUAACCAUCUUUAUAAUUUCAAUAUUAUUUGCAUUACCUUUUAUAAAUGCAAAAACACAACAUUUGCAUCUUACAAAACUUUACAAAGUCAAGUACCAUGGAAAUGGAGAUGAUGAUAUUGACAAAAAAUCAUAUGAUCCAAUGCUUGUUGAUGAUAUGAUUAACAAACAUGAUCAUCAUGAUCAUAGUAAGCAACAUCAUCAUCAUCAUGAUCAUGUUCAACAUCAUCAUGAUAAUCAGAAGGAAAGAGAUAGAAUAGUGAAGUUACCAGGGCAACCACCAGUGAACUUCACACAGUAUGGUGGAUAUGUUACAGUUGAUAGUAAAGCUGGAAAAGCAUUUUAUUAUUAUUUUGUUGAAGCUCCUAAAAAUAAGAAUUCUUUGCCACUUCUUCUUUGGCUUAAUGGAGGCCCUGGUUGUUCUUCUUUGGCUUAUGGCGCUAUGGAAGAGCUAGGUCCUUUUCGAGUUAAAAGCGAUGGAAAAACAUUAUUCAGGAACAAAUUUGCAUGGAACCACGCUGCAAAUGUUUUAUUCUUGGAGUCCCCUGCUGGAGUUGGAUUUUCAUACUCAAACUCAACAUCAGAUUAUGAUUCCAAUGGAGACAGUAAAACAGCUGCAGAAAAUUAUAUCUUUUUAUUAAAUUGGUUUGAGAGAUUUCCUGAGUAUAAAGGAAGAGAUUUCUACAUCUCUGGAGAAAGUUAUGCUGGACAUUAUGUUCCUCAACUGGCUCAUGCAAUUCUUCAACACAAUACAAAUACCAACAAUUCCAUCAUCAACCUCAAAGGCAUUAUUAUUGGAAAUGCAGUGAUAAAUGAUGAGACUGAUUUAAAAGGGAUGUACGAGUAUUUUUGGACUCAUGCUUUAAUAUCAGAUGAAGUCAAAGAUGAUUUAACAAAGCAUUGUGAUUUCACUCCAAAUGCCAUCAAUCAAAGUGUUGAAUGCAGUUUAGCCGCAGAUCAAGUGGAGGUUGAUACUCAAUACUUAGAUAUUUACAACAUUUAUGCUCCAGUGUGCCACUCCUCAAAUCUUACUGUUAAACCCAAGAAACUCACACCGGAUUUGGAUCCAUGCAGUGACCAUUAUGUGCAUGCCUACUUGAACUCCCCUGAGGUCCAAAAGGCUCUCCAUGCAAAUGUGACUAAACUUUCUCACGAUUGGGAGCCUUGCAGUUCAAUUAUCAGUAAAUGGUCAGACAGCCCAUCAACAGUUAUCCCUCUUCUAAAGGAGCUAAUGACUAAGGGACUUCGUGUGUGGAUAUUUAGUGGUGACACCGAUGGAAGGAUACCAGUUACCUCAACAAGGCAAUCCCUAAAUAAAAUGGGACUUUCAAUCAAGACUAAGUGGCAUCCUUGGUUCAUCAAGGGAGAGGUUGGAGGAUACACACAAGUAUAUGAAGGGAAUUUGACAUUUGCAACAGUUAGAGGAGCAGGUCAUCAAGUGCCUAGCUUUCAGCCUCUUAGAGCUCUUGCGUUGAUCUCACACUUUCUUGCUGGCACACCUCUACCAAAUACUUCAAGAACUAAAUUAUUGUAUUAAUAUCUCUUUUUUAUAUAUUUUUAUUUUAAAAAUUAUUCCAAAGGAAUUGUAUUUCUACGAAGAGAGGAAAAAAGAAAACUUCUUGGGAGUUAAAAAGAGUGAGGAACUGUAUUUGAUCAGAUUGUUGUGGGUGGCCAACGAAACAUGCAUCAUAAUAGUGUACAGUCUGUAUAAGCUACACAUAAUUAAGCACCAAUGCUAGUUAAUUCUUUUUACAUCCAA
Molecule: messenger RNA, 1855 nt
Organism: Beta vulgaris subsp. vulgaris (sugar beet)
Lineage: Eukaryota; Viridiplantae; Streptophyta; Magnoliopsida; Caryophyllales; Amaranthaceae
Product: serine carboxypeptidase-like 40
Exons: 8
Coding region: 71-1633 (520 amino acids)
Biological process (GO): proteolysis
Cellular component (GO): vacuole
Molecular function (GO): serine-type carboxypeptidase activity
Source: RefSeq, a predicted model, not a curated record